Messenger RNA from Erigeron canadensis, 2074 nucleotides. RefSeq names its product L-type lectin-domain containing receptor kinase IX.1-like. Gene Ontology annotation, molecular function: protein kinase activity; ATP binding; carbohydrate binding. Gene Ontology annotation, cellular component: plasma membrane. NCBI's taxonomy places the organism in Eukaryota, Viridiplantae, Streptophyta, Magnoliopsida, Asterales, Asteraceae. Gene Ontology annotation, biological process: protein phosphorylation. The record is from RefSeq and is a predicted model, not a curated record. The transcript has a single exon. The coding region runs from base 37 to 2049 and encodes 670 amino acids.
CCCAACUGUGUCUUGUACAAGUGUUUUUUACAAAUCAUGAGCAUCCAUAUGAUCAUCAUUUACUUAGUUAUUGUGUCCAUUCCUUGCGCCAUUUCAAUAUCCUUCAACUUGACAAAUAUCGGUCCACAGAAUUUGAACCGUGAAAUAGAAGUUAAUGGAAGUUAUGUCUCUGAUGGUGGAAUCCAGGUGACCCCAAACGAGAUUGGUUCAGAUCGAAGCGAUAAAGCUGGACAAGCCAUAUACUUUAGACAGCUUCGGCUUUGGGACAGUAGUACUCGUGAGUUAGUAAGCUUUUCUACCAAUUUUACUUUUGUGAUUGAUUCAAAUGGGAAUACAAGUUAUGCUGAUGGCCUUACAUUCUUUCUUGCUGAAAAGAAUUCUGUGAUCACAAAGGGUGGAUCAAUGGGACUUCCCAUUGAUCCCAUCGCCCUUAACGCCACAAACAGAUUUGUUGCAGUGGAGUUUGAUACUUUUUAUAAUACUGGGUGGGACCCGUCUCCUCACGAUCAUGUGGGUAUCAGCAUUAGCUCACUUAAUUCUUCAAGGACUGAGCGUUGGUUUAGCAAUAUAACUGGCGGAAGAGAGUGUGAAGCUUGGAUUACAUAUGAUUCAGUUUCCAAAAAUCUUAGUGUCUCCUUCACUGGUUAUCAAAACAAUAGAGUCGUGCGUCAAGAUGGACUUUUUUACACUGUUGAUCUCAGAAAUGAGUUGCCUGAAUCGGUUAUUUUUGGUUUUUCAGCUGCAACUGGACUAUUGUUCCAGAAAAAUAACGUGAUAUCGUGGUCUUUUAAUAGUUCUGGAAUACAUAAUGUUGACCCAGUUAAAGGGAAAAAUAGCAAGGUAGGAUUAGUUAUUGGAUUAGUGGUUGGGGUUGCUUUUGCUGGUCUUUUUUUGUAUGUUUUAUGGAGGUGGAAGAAGAAAAGCAGUGAAGAUGAAGCACAAGAUGUUGGAUUUGAUGUCGAGAUGAACAACGAAUUUGAAAUAGGAACCGGGCCAAAAAGAUUUUCCUACAAUGAAUUAGCUAGAUCUACUAGUUACUUUUCUGAAAGUGAUAAGCUUGGGGAAGGAGGUUUUGGUGGGGUGUACAAAGGUUUCUUGAAAGAUUUGAGCACGUAUGUUGCAGUCAAAAAGGUUUCAAAGAGUUCCAAACAAGGUAUCAAGGAGUAUGCCUCAGAAGUCAAGAUAAUUAGCCGAUUAAGGCAUAGAAACCUAGUACAACUCAUCGGUUGGUGUCAUGAGAAAAGUGAACUCCUACUUGUUUAUGAGUACAUGGAAAACGGAAGCCUAGAUUCACAUCUUUUCAAGGCCAGGAGCUUGUUGCCAUGGGACACAAGGUAUAAAAUUGCCCAUGGUGUCGCUUCUGCUCUGCUAUAUCUACAUGAAGAAUGGGAACAAUGUGUUUUGCAUCGAGAUAUCAAAUCCAGUAAUGUGAUGUUGGAUACAAAUUUUAAUGCAAAACUAGGUGAUUUCGGGUUAGCCAAGUUGGUUGACCAUGAAAAAGGCUCUCAGACUACAAUGAUAGCUGGAACUUUUGGUUACAUGGCUCCUGAAUGUGUUGUGACCGGCAAGGCAAGUAAAGAAUCAGAUGUGUUCAGUUUUGGAGUUGUUGCGCUGGAAAUAGCAUGUGGACAAAAACCCAUUGAGUACAAGGCUGAAGAAAAGCAAAUUCGCUUAGUAGCACGGGUUUGGGAGCUCUACGGGUUGGGGACUCUCUUAGAGGCAGCUGAUCCCUGUUUAGGGUCAGAGUUUGAUGUAGAUGAAAUCCAACGAUUGAUGAUUGUUGGGUUAUGGUGCGCACAUCCUGACUCAGAAUCUCGCCCAUCAAUGAGACAAGCAAUUCAAGUACUAGACUCUGAAGCUCCCCUACCUUUACUUCCCAUAAAGAUGCCGGUGGCAUCUUACUUGUCGCCUCAAAUGUCUUCGUUAUAUGGUGUCACUUCCAUCAUCAAAAUGCAAUCAUCAAGUAGCAACUCUAACACAGAGUCAUCAAUGAAUACUAUGUCAUCAUCUUCUUCACCUUCUGUAUCAUUGUUGCAUUCAAUGGGAUGACCUUUAAGUUAUAGGUCUUCAAAUA